AUGGCCGAUUUGAGUCCCGAGUUGCGGGACAAGCUCGAGGAGCUUGAUCGAGAGCUCGAGGUGCGCAUAUUCCUCUCGACCCAAUCCCGUACUCCGUUCACCUUGGGCUCGAGCUCGGGCGAUCUGCAACGGAUGCGCCUAUACCAGAAGCGUCGCACACAGCUCCUCUCACAGUUUGGAUCUCCCGCCGGCUACCAAGGCCCAUUGGGAAUACACUCCCCAGACAGCGCCACUUACUCAUCGAGUGAUGGCCACCGCGCCGGAGCCCUGGCUGCUCUACAAGCGAGCAACUCGGAUCACGGGAGCGGAAGCAACUACUCGCCCACGGGUGUGCAAUCGCCCACAGAUCGCCGACCACAAUCUCCAUACGGCUCAGGCGACUAUGGCAGCUCGCAGCCGCCGAAUCCGGCAGCCCUUCUCGCACCCGGCGGCCCGUUGGCUGACCACCGACCUUCGUUACGGGCACAUGAGUCUCUCUUCCUCGGCCCCGGAGCCGGCCAGGGCAACAUGACAGACCCGUCACGCUCAGGGACCAUGGUAUCAACCGACUACGCCUUCAACCCAGAACAUCACGGCGAUUACAUGGAGCAGCAGCCCCAAGCCCAGUACGACAGCAGGACGGGUACGAUGCUCGACUCGACCGGGUACUUCUCCGACUUUGCCGGGCAACAGGCCUACGACCAGAUGCCCCGUGGCGAGUACGGCGCUCCCCAACAGCGAUACUCGGCAACCGACGCCUUUUCUCCCACGGCCGCGAUGGCGCCGCCCAUGCUCACCGCAAGCGACCUACCCCCACCGGAUGCGCUCGAAUACCAGAUGCCGCUAGAACCUCGCGAGGUUCCCUUCGCAAUCUCCGACCCCCACGACAACAACGUUCAGAUGUCAAAGUUCGACAACAUAGCAGCUGUCUUGAGGCAUCGUGGAAGAACAACAUCAAAGAUGCCUGCGUACUGGGUCUUGGACAGCAGGGGCAAAGAGACAGCUUCCAUCACAUGGGAGAAGCUGGCGGCGAGAGCAGAAAAGGUCGCUCAGGUCAUAAGAGACAAGAGCUCGUUGUACCGCGGAGAUCGCGUAGCUCUAGUCUACCGCGAUUCGGAAGUCAUCGAGUUCGCCAUCGCUUUGCUAGGUUGCUUCAUCGCCGGAGUGGUCGCCGUGCCUAUCAACGAGCUGCAGGACUACCAGAAACUGAACGUGAUCCUCACGUCCACUCAGGCGCACCUGGCCCUGACGACAGACAACAAUCUCAAGACCUUCCAACGUGACAUUACCAUGCAAAAGCUCACCUGGCCUAAGGGUGUCGAGUGGUGGAAGACGAACGAAUUUGGCAGCUACCAUCCUAAGAAAAAGGACGAUGUCCCCCCGCUCUCGGUUCCCGACCUGGCUUACAUCGAGUUUUCCCGAGCGCCAACGGGCGAUCUUCGAGGCGUCGUCCUAAGCCACAGGACCAUUAUGCACCAGAUGGCAUGCCUCAGUGCUAUCAUAUCCACAGUGCCGGGAAAUAGGCCCGACACGUUUAAUUCUUCGUUGCGGGAUAAGAACGGGCGGCUCAUUGGAGGCGGCGCAAGCAGCGAGAUUCUGCUGUCGUAUCUGGACCCCCGUCAGGGCAUUGGCAUGAUUCUUGGCGUUCUCCUGACGGUCUAUGGCGGCCACACCAUGGUCUUUGUCGAGAACAAGGCCGUUGAAGUCCCGGGUCUGUAUGCGCAUCUGAUCACAAAGUACAAGGCGACAUUGAUGGUGGCCGACUACCCCGGACUCAAGCGUGCUGCGUACAACUACCAACAAGACCCGAUGACGACCCGAAAUUUCAAGAAAGGCAUGGAACCAAACUUCCAGACGGUUAAGCUUUGUCUCAUCGAUACCUUGACUGUCGAUGGCGAGUUUCACGAACUGCUUGCUGACCGAUGGCUGAGGCCUCUGCGGAAUCCCCGCGCGAGAGAGGUUGUUGCGCCAAUGUUGUGUCUUCCCGAGCAUGGUGGCAUGGUAAUUAGUGUCAGAGAUUGGCUGGGCGGCGAGGAGCGGAUGGGCUGUCUGCUCAAGCUUGACCCGGGCGAAGACACGGAAUCAGAGGGCGAACGUGAAAAGGAGAAGGAGAAAUCAUCCAACGGUUUCGGCAGCCUCCUGGGAGGCGGUACAACCAACAAGACAGAGCAGCGCGCUAAGAACGAGCUGAGUGAGGUUCUUCUUGACAGGGAAGCGUUGAAGACCAAUGAAGUCGUUGUUGUGGCCAUCGGCGACGAGGCCAGAAAGAGGGCCACGACUGAGCCCGGCACUGUCCGACUUGGCGCCUUCGGGUAUCCCAUCCCCGAUGCGACUCUAGCGGUGGUGGAUCCGGAGACUGGGUUGCUGUCUUCUCCUCAUUCUAUCGGCGAGAUCUGGGUAGAUACACCUUCAUUAUCAGGCGGUUUCUGGGCCCUACCGAAGCACACCGAGCAGAUCUUCCACGCUAGGCCGUACAAAUUCGAGCCCGGCGAUCCAACGCCCACAGUCGUGGAACCCGAAUUUCUGCGGACCGGUCUCCUGGGUACAGUGAUUGAGGGAAAGAUCUUUGUUCUUGGUCUUUACGAGGACCGGAUCAGACAAAAGGUCGAGUGGGUGGAGCAUGGUCAUGAGAUCGCCGAGUACCGCUAUUUCUUUGUCCAGCACAUUGUUGUGAGCAUCAUGCGGAAUGUUCCGAAACUGCUCGACUGCUCCGCCUUUGAUGUCUUUGUCAACGAAGAACAUCUGCCUAUCGUGGUUCUCGAAUCACAGGCCGCUUCGACGGCGCCAGUCACGGCCGGCGGGCCUCCUCGACAGCUGGACACUGCUCUCCUAGAUUCCUUGGCAGAGCGCUGUAUGGAGGUCCUCAUGCAAGAACACCAUCUGCGGGUCUAUUGCAUCAUGAUUACCGCGCCAAACUCCUUACCCAGGGUCCUGAAGAACGGUCGCAGGGAGAUUGGAAACAUGCUGUGUCGAAGAGAGUUUGAUCUUGGGAACCUAGCGUGCGUUCACGUCAAGUUUGGCGUUGAGCAUGCCGUCUUGAACUUGCCCAUUGGCGUGGAUCCUAUUGGUGGCAUCUGGUCGCCCAUUGCCUCCAAUUCGAGGGCUGAGAUCCUUCCUCCGGCUGACAAGCAGUACUCCGGUAUCGACCGGAGAGAAGUCGUCAUUGACGACCGCACCUCGACGCCCCUCAACAACUUUUCCAGCAUAACCGAUCUGAUUCAGUGGAGAGUUGCUCGUCAACCUGAGGAGCUUGCCUACUGCACGAUUGAUGUCCGUGGGAAGGAAGGCAAGGGUGUAACUUGGAAGAAGUUCGAUACCAAAGUAUCUGCCGUGGCUAUCUAUCUCAAGAACAAGGUGCGCAUUAGGGCUGGCGACCAUGUCAUUCUGAUGUACACGCAUUCUGAGGACUUUGUCUUCGCCAUACACGCCUGCAUCAACCUAGGAGCAAUUGUCAUUCCUAUUGCGCCUAUGGAUCAGAACCGACUAUCGGAGGAUGUUCCCGCCUUCCUGCACCUUGUUGCCGACUACCGCGUUAAGGCCGUGCUAGUCAAUCAGGAAGUCGACCAUCUCCUUAAGAUGAAGCAAGUCUCCCAGCAUAUUAAACAGUCGGCGACUUUCCUCAAGGUGGCUGUGCCAAGCACCUACAACACCACGAGGCCUCCCAAGCAGAACUCUGGUCUCCGUGAUCUUGGUAUCAUGAUGGACCCUGCUUGGGUGCAGCCUGGAUACCCUGUCCUCAUCUGGACAUACUGGACUCCUGACCAGCGAAGGCUGGCUGUCCAACUGGGCCACGACACGAUCCUGGGCAUGUGCAAGGUCCAGAAGGAAACAUGCCAAAUGACGAGUUCCCGACCUGUGCUUGGAUGUGUUCGUUCCACUACCGGUCUAGGCUUCAUUCACACCUGUCUGAUGGGAAUCUACAUCGGAACGCCGACCUACCUCCUUUCACCCGUAGACUACGCGCAGAACCCGGUUUCUCUCUUCCACAUCCUGUCGCGGUACAAGAUCAAGGACACGUACGCCACCUCGCAGAUGCUCGACUUUGCCAUGGCGUCAAUGCAGGGCAAGGGCUUCAAGCUCCACGAGCUCAAGAACAUGAUGAUCUCGGCAGAGGGCCGCCCGAGAGUGGACGUCUUCCAGAAGGUUCGUCUCCACUUUGCAGCCACGGGCCUCGAUCGCACCGCCAUCAACACAGUGUACUCUCAUGUACUCAACCCCAUGGUCGCAUCACGCUCCUACAUGUGCAUUGAGCCUAUCGAGCUCUGGCUUGAUACCAAGGCCCUCCGGCGAGGUCUGGUCAUCCCAGUCGACCCGGACACCGACUCUUCGGCGCUUCUGGUACAGGAUUCUGGUAUGGUGCCUGUGUCGACACAGAUCGCCAUCGUGAACCCGGAGAGUCGUCUCCUCUGCAGCGACGGAGAGUAUGGCGAGAUCUGGGUGGACUCGGAGGCCUGUGUCAAGUCAUUCUACGGCUCGAAGGAUGCCUUUGACGCGGAGCGAUUCGACGGGCGCACGCUGGAUGGCGAUCCCGGGAUCCAGUAUGUGAGGACAGGCGAUCUUGGUUUCUUGCACAGCGUCAGCAGGCCGAUCGGCCCUGGAGGUGCACAGGUCGACAUGCAGGUCCUCUUCGUCCUCGGUAGCAUCGGUGAGACAUUUGAGAUCAACGGCUUGAGCCACUUCCCUAUGGACAUUGAGACCUCGGUCGAGAGGUGUCAUCGAAACAUUGUGCCAGGCGGAUGUGCCGUCUUCCAAGCUGGCGGGCUCGUAGUCGUCCUCGUAGAGGUGGGCCGCAAGGCGUACCUGGGCUCCAUCGUCCCCGUCAUCGUCAACGCCAUCCUCAACGAGCACCAGAUCAUCGUCGACAUCGUGGCCUUUGUCAGCAGGGGCGACUUCCCGCGGUCGCGGCUGGGCGAGAAGCAGCGCGGCAAGAUCCUCGCCGGCUGGGUCUCGCGCAAGAUGCGCACCAUCGCGCAGUUCUCCAUCCGGGACAUGGACGCCGAGACGGCGGCGAGCAUGGAGCAGGCCGGCGCCGGCGGGGACUCUGCAAGCGGCGGCGGAGCGGACAACAGGGCGAGCAUCGGCAGCGCGAGGAGCGCGAGCGGCGGCCUGACGGCGCAGCCCGGCACAUCGAGCAGCCUGCGCAACAUGGAGCCGGCGCCGCAGAUCCUCGAGCAGCGGGAGCUGGAGCAGCAGCUCGAGAACAUGGCGGCGCUGCCGCCGCGGGCCGGCGCCGUCGAGAUGUCGGCGGACGAUAUGUACAGCGGCGGCGGCGGCGGCGACCACCAUCAUCAGAUGUACCCGCAGGACAACGAGGUCACGCCGACCAAGACGCGCUCCGGGUAUGGGUACGACGGCAUGAGGGGCUACGCGGGCUAUGACGACGGCGACGAGGAGGAUGCGCCGCCGACGGUGGGGCCCAAGCCCGGAAGCCGGUCGGGUCUGGGAUCGGCCGGCGGGCUCCAUCAGCAGCAGCAGCAGCCGCCGCCGACGAUUCACCUGCCUAGCGUGGACGGCCGGGAGUCACUUGACGAGUGGCAGAGGAUGGGAGGUGGUGGCGGUGCUGGUGCUGGUGCUGGUGGCGCGGGGGCAAAGUUGGUGGGUGGUGGCGAUGACGAGGAGGACUGGACGAGGGAUGCUAUUAUGCAUAUGAACUUGGCGGGCGAUUUGGAGAGGAAGGAGGUUGGUGGGCGAUGA
This is a messenger RNA of Thyridium curvatum, 5673 nucleotides long. RefSeq lists its product as uncharacterized. The record is from RefSeq and is a predicted model, not a curated record. Bases 1 to 5673 code for a protein of 1890 amino acids. The transcript has 3 exons. Gene Ontology annotation, cellular component: cytosol. Lineage: Eukaryota; Fungi; Ascomycota; Sordariomycetes; Thyridiales; Thyridiaceae.